Penicillium concentricum is the source of this 1104-nucleotide messenger RNA. RefSeq lists its product as uncharacterized. The coding region runs from base 1 to 1104 and encodes 367 amino acids. The transcript has 2 exons. The record is from RefSeq and is a predicted model, not a curated record. Lineage: Eukaryota; Fungi; Ascomycota; Eurotiomycetes; Eurotiales; Aspergillaceae.
AUGGCCAAAGAAACAAAAGCAAGGACACUCUAUGUCCGGGCCGAGAAAAGCCAAGAUCACCCCAAUGACGGAGAUGACAACAAACAACAUGCUUUAUUCCAUCCGCGCCAUAUCACCCUUGAGACCUUCCGCAACCUGCUAUCCCACUACUCUUCAACGGUAGAGCGAGUGCACCGCGGCAAGCUGAUGCUAAAGCUGCAAUCGAAGACGGGGAAGGGGUCCAAGCGCAAGGCAGAGACAAAGACAGAGGUCGAUUCGUCCCAGGAGAAGCACAUUCUCGAAGAGACGAAUAAAUUCCUCCAGCUCGACCGCUGGCGGUAUGAAGCUCUGCCGAAGAUUAUCGCGGAGCGGGCGGGUGAGGGUGGCCAGAAAGGAAGUGUACCGGAAGGGGCGCAUUUGCUCAAGGAGGAGUUAAUUGAUAUCAUGGACUGGAAGACGAAACAUGGAGUCUCCCGUCCCAUGCUCAUGGGAAUGGUGAAAAGCAACCAAGUUGCCACGGUCACCAAGUCUACAUCUACGGCUUUUGCCGUCCUCCCAGAUGCAGACCCUGUGGUUGCGCCGAACGAUGCAUUCCCUAAAGCCAGUCUGGAUGCUCUUACUGCGCCUAUCCGUGGCGUCGGCCCGGCUACUGCAUCUUUGAUUUUAUCUAUCGCCACGGUCUUCGGUGAUGCUAAGAAACAAGUCCCCUUUUACAGUGACGAUGUGUACCUUUGGCUAUGUCUGACAGACUUUCCAGAGGGUCAGGGUGCCAAGGAGCAGAAGCCUUCUAAACAUAAGAAGCCUAAUGGGGAGUUGAUUGUCAAGUACAAUAUGAGCGAGUAUCGAGAUCUGUGGGAUGCUUCGCAGGAGCUGCGGGCACGGCUGAACAAUGGCGGAGAGAGGUCUGGGGAUGCACCUGUCUCUUUUAUCGAUAUUGAGAGGGCAGCUUAUGUGCUUCGCAAUAUCGCUGUCUCGGAUUACUAUGCCACUCCAGAUCCCGAGGCUGGUUUAAAGACUGUGAAAAUUAUGGACCCGGUGAAUAGUCAGAUAUCAAAGGAAUCAAAGGAUGAUUCUGGUGAGGCUGGGACUAGGCGGAGUAAGAGGAUAAAGCAAGAAGCUAUGUGA